Messenger RNA from Cornus florida, 3506 nucleotides. Its product is annotated as calcium-transporting ATPase 8, plasma membrane-type-like. Gene Ontology annotation, cellular component: membrane; intracellular membrane-bounded organelle. Gene Ontology annotation, molecular function: P-type calcium transporter activity; ATP binding; ATP hydrolysis activity. NCBI's taxonomy places the organism in Eukaryota, Viridiplantae, Streptophyta, Magnoliopsida, Cornales, Cornaceae. Gene Ontology annotation, biological process: calcium ion transmembrane transport. The transcript has 20 exons. Bases 363 to 2363 code for a protein of 666 amino acids. The record is from RefSeq and is a predicted model, not a curated record.
CACACAUUUGUUUUAUUCUAUUUCAUUUUAUUAGUUUAGCUGACCAUAAUUCAUACUUCAGCAUUGUAAGUCUCUGGGUUUGUUUACCCAAAUAGGCUUUUUAUGUAUAGAUAAUUUUUUUUUUUUGAAGAAAAUAUCACCCGUCUCUUUUGUUGAUAAACUUUCUAUGCACAUUUCAUUUGAACUUCCUUUAGUUCUUGUAGCAUUUCAAAGAUAUUCUACUGGCGCCAUCAUUUGUUUCUUUUGCACAUGCACAACUCAUCUCAGCAUGCUCUUCCCAAAUUCUCAGAUUAUGCUACCUCUUAACAUCUCAAGAUUCAUCUUCCUACUUUCUCAGAUUAUGCUACCUCUAACAUCUCAAGAUGCAUUCUUUGUGUUUGUUUGUCCAUGUGUAUGUUUCAUUCUUAACAAUUUUCUUUAACUUACAUUAUCUGUAUUUACAAUUGUAUUACAGACUUGCCUACUCAAUGAGAAAAAUGAUGGCAGACAAGGCCUUGGUCAGGAGGCUUUCUGGUUGUGAAACCAUGGGCUUUGCUACUACAAUUUGUAUCAAUAAAACUGGGACAUUGACCUCAAAUCAGAUGACAGUGGUGGAAGCCUAUGUUGGUGGAAGUAAACUUGACUCUCCGGAAGAUGGGUCACUAUUUCCUCCUACCGUUAAGUCCCUGCUUAUUGAAGGUGUAGCACAGAAUACAACUGGGAGUGUCUUUAUGACUAAGGUGGGUGAUUUUCAGGUUUCUGGAUCACCAACAGAAAAGGCCAUUCUCCAGUGGGGGGUCAAUCUUGGAAUGAAUUUUGAUGCUGUCAGAUCAGAGUCUUCCAUUGUCCAUGUUCUCCCCUUCAACUCAGAGAAAAAACAUGGGGGUGUUGCACUUAAACUGCCUGAUUCUGAAGUUCAUAUUCAUUGGAAAGGUGCUGCAGAUAUAGUUUUGGCUAAAUGUACAAGAUACAUUGAUGCAAACGAUUGCAUUGUUCCAAUGGAUGGGGACAAGGUGAUUUUAUUUCAAAAAGCUAUUGAAGAUAUGGCUGCUCGAAGUUUGCGUUGUGUUGCUAUUGCUUAUAGAUCAUACGAGGUGGAAAAAGUUCCAACUGCUGAUGAAGAACUGACUAGUUGGAAAAUACCUGAGGAUGAGCUUGUGGUGUUAGCCAUUGUUGGUUUGAAGGAUCCAUGUCUGCCAGAUGUGAGAGAGGCAGUUCAAUUAUGCACCAAUGCUGGUGUUAAGGUAUUGAUGGUCACUGGUGACAAUCUUCAGACAGCUAGAGCAUUUGCUCUAGAAUGCGGGAUACUCAGGUCAGAUGCAGAUGCUUCUGAGGAAAAUCUCAUUGAAGGGGUGGCGUUUCGUGCCUUGUCAGAAGUGCGAAGACGAGAUAUUGCUGAGAAAAUAUUGGUAAUGGGAAGGUCUUCUCCUAACGACAAGCUCUUGCUUGUGCAAGCAUUGAGGGAAAAGGGACAUGUUGUUGCUGUAACUGGUGAUGACACUAAUGAUGCUGAUGCACUACAUGAGGCUGAUAUUGGCCUUGCCAUGGGUAUCCACGGAGCGGAAGUAGCCAAGGAGAGUUCAGACGUCAUUAUAUUGGAUGACAACUUUGGUUCUGUUGUAAAGGUUGUCCGAUGGGGCCGAUCUGUUUAUGCGAAUAUUCAAAAGUUCAUUCAGUUUCAGCUCACAGUUAAUAUUUCUGCUCUAAUAAUUAUUGUUGUGGCUGCUGUUUCCUCUGGUGAUGUCCCAUUAAAUGCGGUGCAGCUUCUUUGGGUUAAUCUUAUUAUGGAUACUAUUGGAGCACUAGCGCUGGCCACUGAACCACCAACGGAUCACCUGUUACACGGGCCUGUAGUCGGUCGAAGGGAACCUCUGAUAACAAAUAUCAUGUGGUGGAACUUACUAAUACAGGCUUUGUAUCAAGCGAUUGUCUUACUUAUCGUCUACUUUGGAGGUAAAAGCCUCCUAAAUUUAGAGCAUGAUGACAGUGUGCAUGCCACCAAAGUGAAGAAUACACUGAUAUUCAAUGCUUUUGUCCUUUGUCAGAUUUUCAAUGCACUUAAUGCUCGGAAGCCUAAUCUAGUAAAUAUAUUCAACGGAGUCACUAGAAACCAUCUCUUCAUGGCCAUAGUGGGCCUAACUCUUGUAAUUCAGGUCAUUAUUAUGUUCCUUGGAAAAUUUACCUCAACAGUUCGGCUUAGCAGGGAACAGUGGGUUAUUUCCUUUGCAAUUGGCCUUUGCAGUUUGCCUGUUGCGAUAAUUGGGAAAUUGAUGCCUAUGCCAAAUAUGCCUGCCCUUGAACUUAUCAAAAAUUAUUUUGGUGGCAAAGAUCCUCUUGAGGAUCGGUCAAGAGGAGAAGAAAUGAGGCUGCUGAGUGCUCGGUGACAUCUCCAUGUUAAAUAUCUAACUACUCAUAGAUUUCCCCACUUACUGGUACAGGAUAACGUAGAUUAUAUAUUACAUCUUUCCAAAUUCACUUGGUAAAAAUUAAACUACUGAAUACUGAGAGGUCAGUUUUACUCUCAUUUUCAUGUGAUUGAGUAAAAAUUAGUUGAUUUCAUGGUUUUUGUCAAUUUAUAUUUUUGUGCUUCCUUUGAACAAAAAAAGGGUAUGGUACUUGAGAGAAAUUAUUUAGUACCCUAAGCGUAGCCGGUCAUCAUGCGUAGGUGGUACACCAUCCAAUUAAAACAUGACAUCUAAUUAAAUUUCCAUGUCAGCAGCAACCUCUAGAAGGCAGGAAGCUAACUGACCAAAAAGUUAGCUCUGUGUGAAAAAUUUCGUAGUCCCCGCCCAAAUCCCCGUCCUUUUGCCUUUUGUUUUGGAAACCCAGGUCAUUCUCCAUUCUCUUUAUAUUAAAAAAAAAAAAAAAUAGAAAUAAAUAAAAGAAAAGAAAACCUAGACAAAAAUUCACGUCCUUUUUUUUUUUCCCUCCCUCUCUACUCAAUCUCACGAUUCAAUAUUCUAAUCCUACCAAAACUAUCAUCCGUCAACGGAACACCACCACAAAUCUUCCAGAGGAGAUUUGCAAAGCAUAAUGAAUCUCUUUAAACAUUGUCAAUUUGAAGAUUGUAUAUUCUUUCACAUUGAGGAAUUUGAUGUAGAAAGUCGUUUGCCAAUUUUUUACUACGAUUGUUCUGGGGAUGACAAUGUUUUUUAUGCCACGAAUAAAUUGGUAUGAUUUGAUCUUUGCUACAUUCCUAUGAGUAAAUCAUCAUAGGAGAAUCUAUGAUGACUAUUUUAUUUGGUUGUGCAUUUAUCAUAAAUGAGGUUACAGAUUGAUUUGUUUGGUUGUUUGAGGCAUUUUUAGAGGCAAUGGAGAAUAAAGGACGAAAGCGAUGCUUACUGAUCAAUGUCAAUCAAUGGCAAAUGAAUUUAAGAAUGCCUUCUUUUUUGUUUGGCAUAUUUUGAAAAUUGCCACUCAAAAAUUUGGGACCUUGUAUGCAAUUAUUAGUUAAAAUAUUUGUUUGAUGAGUGUCUAAAUUGUGAAACACAAAACGAUUUUCAAACAACAUGGGUUCUGAUGAUAAU